AUGGAUACUUCAGUAUAUAACCAUGCUUUAGAGCUAUGGACUAAAGCUGACUUAUCAGGUUUACAAAAGCAGUUAGAUGAUGAUGUAUUGGAAGUCAAAGAAAAGGAGACAAAUUCAUUGGGUUCUAGAAAAAUCCUGGCAGCUGAAACCAAGAAGUUUAAAAAAUUGCCAACAGAUGAAAAACUUGGUCAAGUUAAUAAGAUUAUUAAACAAUACCAACAAGAGAUCGAUGACCUUACUAAGAGAUCUCAAUUCUGUGAAUCUAUUUUAAUCAAUAUUUAUGCAAAACUAUCAGAAACCCCAGAUCCCAAGCCUUUGUUACAGAACUCAAUUGAUAAAUUUCAAAAUAUUGAAGAUUCAGCUGUAUUGAAAGAAAAAGUGGAUGAUUUGCAAGACAAGUUAGCAAAAUAUGCUGAUUAUGAAAGUUUGAAAUCUAGGUUAUUGGAUUUGGAACAAAGUUCUGCUGAAGUUUUAUCCAAAAGAUUAUCAGCUCAAGAGAAGGAAUUGACCUCUGUUUGGGAAGCCAAACAAAAAAAUUGGAAUGAGAAGGAGAGUGAAAUUACAAAGCAAUUGGAAAUUCUAAAGGCUAAUAACAAAGUUUUAGAGACAAAGAUAUCAAAACAAAUUGAUUUGGACGAAGGACAAGAUUCACAAGAUCAAUCCACUUCCAGUGAUGGUUCCAAAUUUGUUAAUGUAUCGGAAAGUAAUUUUUUGAUUCAAGAGUUAGAAUCUGCCCAAUCUAGAGUAUUCCAAUUAGAAAAGAGAAAUGAAGAGUUAACCAGCUCAUUAGCCAAAGCUACUAACUCUGCAGAAAAAGAAUCUGAAUUGUUAGCUAAAGAAGUUAAGAUUAGUCAACUGGAAAGUGAAAAUGCACUUUUGAGUGCAUCAGUUGAACGUGAACGUGCAUCUCAUGAAAAGGUUCAAACUACUUCAGAUGAAAAAUACAAAUUGUCCAAAGCAGAAUUAGAAUCUUAUAAAUCUGAAUUGGAGACAGUCAGAAGGAAGUUAAAUAAUUUCUCUGACUAUAAUCAAAUAAAAGACGAAUUAACUGCAUUGAAAAAAAUUGAAUUUGGUGUAGAAGAUGCUACUUCAGAUGAUGAAUUAGAAUUAGAUCAAGAUAAUUUGAAUAAGAAUAAAAUGGAGAAUACUUUGAUUUCAGCAAAUAAGAAAUUACAAUCAAACUUGGCAGAAUUACGUGCAAAGGAUGUUGGGAAAACUGAAGAGAUAAAAGCGUUGAAAGAUUCAAUUUCAAAAUUAAAUGCAAAUAUUGCUGACUUAGAAAAGUUAAAUGCAAAGCUAGAAAUUGAUCUAGAAAAAGUUGAAGAUAUUGAUCAAAAAUUCAAUGAUGCUGCCAGUAUGAGGUCUGGAGCUACGAGACAAAUACACAAUAGAGUUGGCGGUGGCGGUAAGUUAUCUCCAACAAGUUCCAUUGUCGGUAUUCCUGAAGAAUCCGAAUUACCUUCAUUAGUAAAUAAUAACUCUAUUUUACCAAUAGUUACAAAGCAAAGAGAUAGAUUCCGUACUAGAAACAUGGAACUUGAAAAGCAACUAAGACAGUUCAAUACAGAGAAGGCCAAAUUGAGAGCUGAAUUAAGCAAAUUACAAGCAGAUAACCAAAAGUUAAGUGAUCGCUCUCGUUUUACAUCCUCAUAUAAGGGUUCUUCCUCUAGCUCAGAAAUUAAUUAUGCAGACGCUGACGUUGAGGCUCAGAUAUCCAAGAAUUUUGAAGACUCAUUAAACCCAUUAAUAGAUGUUAAAAAAAAGGAAUCAGAAUAUUAUAAAACUCACAGAUUGCCAAUUACUGAAAGGUUAUUCAUGAAAUUUGCCAAUAUUGUAUCAUCAAGCAGAACUUCAAGAGCGAUCUUUAUUUUCUAUUCCUUAGGGAUUCAUGGUGUGCUGAUUGUAUUGUUAAUGUAUUUUGCAAAUUCUAAUCCUUAUACACCAAGUGAUUUGAUCAACACUUCAAAUGGUAUCUCCAGUGGUCUGGAGCAAGCUGGAAACAUAGAUAUUGGCAGUGCUAAUGCGGUUGGCGCCGGUGCUGUUGCAGGUUCAGGUUCAGGUGCAGGUGUUGCUGCUGGAAUGGCUGGUAAGGCUGCAGGUAGUAUUGCCGGUUCCAAUGCAGUUGGUGUUAAUGCCGGCCAAGCUGUUGGGCGAAAUGUUGUAGUUUAG
Messenger RNA from Vanderwaltozyma polyspora DSM 70294, 2169 nucleotides. RefSeq names its product CCAAT displacement transcription factor COY1 (gene COY1). The transcript has a single exon. The coding region runs from base 1 to 2169 and encodes 722 amino acids. Gene Ontology annotation, cellular component: Golgi membrane. Gene Ontology annotation, biological process: intra-Golgi vesicle-mediated transport. The record is from RefSeq and is a predicted model, not a curated record. Lineage: Eukaryota; Fungi; Ascomycota; Saccharomycetes; Saccharomycetales; Saccharomycetaceae.